UCACGGCCGCUCCUGGCAUGCAAACGUGCGCGUCUGUGCCCCGCCCGCUGCGGUGUCUGGGCAUCGGCCGUGCGAUGCGUGCGGCAGGACACUUGAAAAGCAUUCCAUCGCAUCAACGCCACCGACAAACACUGCCCCCAGUGAUUCAUGACACCCUCAUGAAAAAACGCCGGAUCUUCGGUAGAGCUGGCAGGUGAUGGGACACGGCGCCGCGCCAGGCGGCGGAGUAAGGCAAGCAUCUGUGCACCCCAGCAGCCGAACGUCUCCACCACCAAAGGCACGAACGUGUAGCCUUUCUGCCGACAGUUGUUGCCGUAUUUGCGGUCCCUGUCGCGCUCUGCCCCCGCAGCCGCAGUGCCGCCCGGCUGCCGUGCGUGGCUGCGGUUGACUCGGGCGUGGUGAGGGGUGGAGCUCUCGGGCCGACAAAGAUGGACCACCGUGACAUCGCACAGGCCGCCCUCGCUGUCGACAGUAAAGAAGAGGUCCAUGCGCUGAAUGUUGGGCUCGGCGUUGGACGGGACGAUGUCGAGAGAGCGCAAGUGCACUUUCGUAGCAGCCGGAAUGCCCACCUCCACAAAGAUAGCGUUGAAUACAUCGAGCAGAGUGUUGUGCUUGAACAUACGCUCCGCCGUCGCGCGGCUGUAGAGGAAAAAGUGGUCUUCGAGGGCGUCGAUGGCCACGCCGCAAGGGCAAGAGGACGCCAGGUUGGCGAGGGGGAAGGUGAGGCCGAAGGUGAGAGCGGUCGCGAGGCGGUAGGCGUAGUUGUUCAGGCACUUGCGCUUGUCACCUCGGGUGUAGGCGGGGAUAGCUGAUAGCCAGCCCGACGACAGAGGCCCCAGGCAGGUGAGAAGGCGGCAUCGGUCACGACUGCCAGCCGGAAAGGACUCGAACAGGGUGUUGAAAUCCUUCUCUGCGAGGGCCUUCGAGAGCUUCUGCUGCAGUCGGGCUUGCGGGCGGAUGAUGAGCUGCUGGAUGUGAGGGAUGGCGACAUAGGGGAGAGAUGCAGAGAAGCCGGUGCGGGCGGAUGCUGCCGGGACGAGCCAUUCCAGCUGGAGAAGAGAGGCUUCUGACUCGGGCAUCCAGGGUUGCCCAUGAAAAUGGUCCCACACAUCCCCCACAGUGACAGCUACCAAUCCCAGAUAAGCAGCCGGUGCGAUGCGGGCAGACGACAUCAGCCCGAAGUCCCCCAGCCGAAUAGAGAGCUGCACCUGCCGGUCUGCCGGACUAGACAAGGCGCCCGUGCGGUGGAUUCGGGUGAAGGCCGUGAUCUUCGCAGCAUCGUGUACACGGGCGGCUGCCAAGAGGGAAGACGAGGGGGCAAGAAGGCGACACCAGUAGAUAAAGUGCGGAGACCCGCAAUAGCGAAGCAGCGGGUUCGCCCCCUGCACCGCGUGGUCCCAAUCGUCAACAGCAAAGGCCACCACGGCGUCGAGGAGGCGCUGGUGGCUGGCGACGACCUCGUUGAUGGUGCGCUCGACGAAAGCCGGAGUGCCGAUGGGGGCGGAGAGGAGGAUAAUCCUUCGGUGGACGCGCGCACACCUCGACUAAUGAUGGCGGUCGGCAGGUCGACGGGUGAGCGCCAAUGCGAGGACCAAGCAUGGCACUUGUCGAGCCGCAGCACCAGACACAAAGAAGGCUCAUGAAGACGUCCAGGCAGUCGCAU
Vitrella brassicaformis is the source of this 1663-nucleotide messenger RNA. The record is from the annotation of a GenBank genome assembly. NCBI's taxonomy places the organism in Eukaryota, Vitrellaceae.